Molecule: messenger RNA, 6408 nt
Organism: Saccostrea echinata
Lineage: Eukaryota; Metazoa; Mollusca; Bivalvia; Ostreida; Ostreidae
Product: condensin complex subunit 3-like
Exons: 20
Coding region: 20-5095 (1691 amino acids)
Biological process (GO): mitotic chromosome condensation
Cellular component (GO): cytoplasm; condensed chromosome; condensin complex
Molecular function (GO): protein binding
Source: RefSeq, a predicted model, not a curated record
GUGCCGAAUUAUUACUAGCAUGAUUGUUAUGAGGGAUAUAUUUCGGCAAUGCCAGAAUGGCAUGCAGUGCCAUGGAAAACUCCUCAAGGAACUCCAGAAAAUAUAUGACAAGACUGAUAUAGAAAAGUUCUGGUCAGAGUUCAAGCUUCUUAUGAUGUACUCCAUGAUCAUCCAGCAAAGAGCACCCUCUGUAGAGCGAACUAUUGACUUUAUUGCCAAGUUUGUCACCAUAACAACACCCAGUAUCCCAGAGGCGGAGGAUCAGAAUGACUCAACACUGGAUGAUGUCACAAACAACAAACUGCUACAGAAAAUGCUGGACUUCCUGCUAGAGAAUCAUUCAGCCAAUGACAAAGCAGUGCGUUUUCGAAUCAGCCAGCUCAUCCACAAAAUUCUGGAUAAUCUGGGAGAGGAUGCCAGGAUUGAUGAUGAUUUGUAUGAUAAAAUCUAUGAGUGUAUGCUCGAAAGACUCCGGGACAAGAUACCCAUAGUGAGAAUGCAUGCUGUUUUAGCCUUAACAAGGUUACAAAACCCAAGGGAUGAAAACUGUCCAGUCAUUAAAGCAUAUCUAUUUUUGAUGAACUGUGACCCUAACCCAGAUAUCAGAAGAAUUGUUCUCUCCAAUAUCGCUCCAUCUGUGAAAACGCUUCCAGCCAUUCUGACCCGUAGAAGAGAUGUUAGAGAUAUUGUGAGGAAAACGGCAUAUACUGUAAUGGGGGAGAAGAUUCACAUUAAGGCACUGUCCAUAGCAAACAGAGUUGCUCUCCUUCAUGAUGGGUUGACAGACAGAUCAGAAUCUGUUAAAGCUGCUUGUUCAGGGAAGUUACUGCAGACCUGGCUGCGUACAUUUGGAGGCAAUGUAUUGGAGUUAUUGGGAAGUCUAGAUGUGGAGAACUCAACUGAGACAUGUGAACUGGUUCUGAAGACACUGCUAAAACAGGCCCCGUUACCAGAAGUGGUCCAGAAGUUUGAUAUCUUAGAUGACAAAAUUCUGAUUGCCCAGCACAAGCUGACUAGUGAGAACUCCAUGUACUGGCAGGCAGUUUGUAAACACAUACAUUCCCUUGGAAUAGAUGGCGAUGAGUUUCUGGACAAGGUGCUCCCAAACUGCUUAGAAUUCUGUCAAUAUAUAAGAGAGUAUGUGAACACACUGAAGGAAAGUACAGACAUUGAUACACAGAUGGAGAAAGAGUUCAUCAUACAGCAGCUAUUGUCUAUGAUCCAGUACAUGGAGCUUGCUGAUCAGUCUUCACGAAAAGCUGUGGAGAAUUUGCUUCAUGAGCUUCUAAUCCUGGACCAUGUCAGUCAUAGUCUGGUGAAGUAUAUAAUAGAGCCACUCUCCAAGAUCAAGUCUCAGUCUCCAAAUCUGGUACCAAUCCUGGCAGAGAUUAUAUCAGAAAUCCGAGAACCAAUCACAACAGUGGAGAGGGGGCCUUCAGAGGACGAUCGCAGACAAAAUGAUAUUAAGAUUGCCAACAUUAGAGUGAAGCUGAAUGAAUUGAAGGACUCAUUAGAUGAGAGUGUUCGUAGUCAGGACUUCAGCCGAGCAGCUGAAAUUAAACAGAGCAUAUCAGAGCUGGAGACAGAGAGGAACCACCUUCUGGACCUACCACAAACUCAGACAGAGGAAAUACGAACAGAGAAGACUGACGUGGCCACCAUUCUUAAGUGUCAUGCCAUUGUUGCUGAGAUGUUGGAGACUCUUUCCCUGUCUAGUGUCAGUCCUUCACUUCAGAUGUUGAUUGAAUCUCUGAUUUUGCCUGGGAUUCAAAAUGAAGAUGGAAGAAUUAGAAACCUUGCAGUGAAGGCACUAGGACUGUGUUGUGUCAUCAGUAAAGAUUUGGUCAUGCAGUAUUUACCUCUGUUCAUGCAGGCUUCCCAGAUUGAUAUUGAGCUGGUUCGCUGUACAGCCCUGAGGGUCAUCUUUGACAUGCUUCACCUGCAUGGUUUGGAGGUCAUGCAGAGGGGGAGACAGGAUGAUGAGACGUCGUCCACCUCCACCGCUGACAGCCUCCUGGAGAGACAAGAUAGUGUGGAGGACGGCAGCUCAGGGGCAGCAGCGGCUAAACUCGUCGCUAUAUUAUGUGCCUUCCUUGAUGAAGAGAGCUCAGAACUGAGAACUGUUGCUGGUGAAGGUUUGGCAAAACUUCUUUUGUCUGGGAGAGUGGUAUCUUCCAAGAUCCUGUCACACCUCAUCCUCAUAUGGUACAACCCAACCACAGAAGAUGAUACACACCUUAGACAUUGCCUGGGAACUUUCUUCCCUAUUUAUGCAUUUGCUGGGAGAGCUAACCAGGAUGUGGUGGAGGAGGCCUUUAUCCCCACCCUGAAGACUCUGAGAAAUGCCCCCCUUUCCAGUCCCCUGGCAGAGGUCAAUGCAGAGAAUGUGGCAGAGUUGCUGAUCCAGCUGACCAACUCCAAGUUACUGUUGAAGAGUCAAAAUGAAACUGAGACAAUCAAGGAAAAUCCAAGGCAUGACAGUCUAGCCAUAAAAAUUUGUAAUGAGAUUUUGUCCAACCCUGACUCAUACAACCUCAAGCUAUGGGUUAAAAUUCUCAACAAGCUUGAGCUAAGUGAGACUAAUGAUGAGGCCUUUAAAGUUCUAGCUGUGCUGGCUGAUCAGAUGCUGGAGGUUGUCAAAGAGAAAAUGAGCUUGAAGACACUGAAGAAGUUUGCAGAGUUUGUGAAGGAGAGGGUACCGGUUCUAGCAUCCGAGGGGGACCAAGAAAACACGGAGAAUAUGGAGGGAGGUACAACAGAGGAAACAACUCCCCCUAGUACUGAAAUGAACAAGACAAGUGUUAGUGAUAAAACACAGGACAGAUCUCAGAUGAAUGAUACAGCUCUACAUCUAGAUGGCUCUCUUUUCCAUGAGACAAGUACACUCCGUCGAGUCCCAAGUAAAUCUGGAGGAAUUUCACCCAAAGUCGGUAAUCCAACAGUAGAUCCAGAUGUUGCAAAGAGUCCUAUAGCAGCUUUGUUUUCUAAGACGUUUGAUUUUAAGACUCCUGAUAGACCAAAGAAUUCCAAGGCGAAAGGCCCUCUCAACUUGUCUGAGAAAAACAGAGAUAAUUUGGAGGAGACCAAAGAGAGUGGGCUGGACACAGAUAAUGCAAAGGAGACCAAGGAAAGUGGGCCAGAGACAGAUAAUCGGGAGGAGAACAAAGAGAGUGGGCAAGAGACUGACAAGGAUGAAGAAAAGUCUCCAGAUUCAAGAGGCAAGAAAAGAGGAAGAAAAUCACCAGAACCAUCCUCACCACAAAGUAAAGGAACUCCAGGGAAAAAAUCCAAGAAAACUGAAAAGAAAAGUAAAAAUGACAGAAAACUUGAGAAAGAUGUGAAAAGUAAAAGUAGCUCGUCAGAUGGAAAGUCUGAAAAUGAAGGCAAGCAGAGCACAAAUCCAUCUAUAAAAACAAGUCACAAGAGAUCAGUAGCUCCAGUCAAAGCAGUUAGAGCUCUUAAAAGCAAGAAUUUGAGUCCUGUUGUGGUUUUGACGAGAACAGAGAAGAAAAAUACUCUAGAGUCUACAAACGAAAGUGAAGCAAGUUUUACCAAAGAAAAGUAUGGUGGAAAUAAGAAAUCACCAAGGAGUAAAGGAAAUUUGGAGACACCUGAGAAAGGAAAGAGCAAGAAAAGUGAAAAGAUAAAAUCCAAUGAUGAAACUGGGACAAAGAAAGAUGAAGCCUUAAAAUCAUCUAAAUCACCAUCUUUAAACAGUAACAAAAAGCUGAAACCCACCAAAAAAUCUGAGGAAGAGGAAGAAAUUCCUCUGAAGACAAGGAGAACACCAAGGUUAAGACACUCACAGUCUAUGACCAUGAAUAAAACUGAAGACAAAACUCCAGAUGGAAAAUCAUACAAAAACGGGGGAGUUAAACAUAAUUCUGCUUCAAAAGAGAGCUUGAAUGAAUCACCUAAAAAGUUGCUGCGCACCCCUAAACACACAGAUGUUAAAUCGCCAAGGAGAGGCACCCCUAAACGCACAGAUGUCACAUCACCAAGAAGGGGCACCCCUAAACGCACAGAUGUCACAUCACCAAGAAGAGGCACGAAGACUGUACAGUCUACUACUGUUGAUCCACUGCCAUCUCCUGAAAAGAAAACGAAACUCGGAGAUUCAGUCAGUAAGUCAAGAAAGAGUGCCCAAGGAGAUGAAAAGAACAAAGGAAAGGAAUCCCCAAUGAAGGUUGUCUCCAAGGAAGUAAGCAGUCCAGUUACAAGAAGUGGAAGGAAAAUCCCAGUAGUAACUAAAGGAAAAACCAGUCCAGGCAGUAAAAUUAGGACAAAUUCUGCUCCAGCUUCUGCCAAGUCCAAGAAAACAACUUCUUCUUUAGUCAGUAGUCCUAACAAAAGAACCCAUUUAGGUGCCAACCUCUCUGAAUCUGAAACAGAAUCCCCCAGAACUAGAAGCAAAAUGUCUUCUCCAGAAUCUAAUAUAAGCUCACCAUCAGAAUCAAUCAGAAAAAACAACAGAAAACCUCCUGCUACCAGCAAGCCAUUGCCAGCAAGAUCUCCAAGGCUCAAAAGGAUAGAGACAAAAGAAAACACUUCACCAAAUAAGAGGAGUUUUCAGACGGCACAAAAAAAUUCCAAUCAGCCUAAAAAUGUUUCUUCAACUUCACCUCAGAGUUCUAAAAGUAAGUCAAAAUCUAGUCCAUCACAGCCAAUGAGAAAAAAGAAAAUGACAUCUGAAUCUGAUAAUGAUUCACAAAGUUCACCUUCAACAAGGUCUAAGAUACAAAUUAUGAAGACAUCUGUCAGCUGCAAUAAAGAUAAAGGCAAGGAAGUUUUGUCUGAAUCUCUCAAUUUGUCCCCAGGUCAUGUCACCAGGGCUUCGAUGGCAAUAGGGGACUCGUUGAAGAAGACUAGUCAAAAAAGUCCAGCAACAGAGCCUUCUUCUGAAGCUGAAGAAUCACCAGUUCGUACCACCCGCUCUAAGAAGCCACCUGUUCCAGCUACUACUAAACUGAAGCAGAGUCGCUCCACAGCUGUCAGGGUGUCUGCUAGAAAGGCUUGGAAUGAGGAAAACAGCUCAGGUAGAAAGACAGCUGUUCAAAAACCAGUAAAAAGAAUGACUCGCGGCUCCCAGAAAUGAAGUUAGAAAGCUGUGGAAGAUUUUCCUGAUCAGCGGUUAGGAGUGGUUCUCCAUGGACAAUUUUGAGCUACAUGUAUGUUGUUUCAUGGACUAUCUUUAUUAGAGGGGUGGUAUAUGCUAUCUGUAUGUCUGCCUGUGAAUAAUAAACUUUUUCUUACUUUUUGAUAAAGCAUAGGGCAGGAAUUUUAACUUAGCAUUUAAUUAAUAAUCAUAAGUAACUCAACACACUGGACUUUGAAGAGGUUUUGCACUGUAUUUACAAAGUUUCGAUGAUCAUUCAAUUUUUUUUGGUUGUUUUUAGAUUAUGAGAUGAAACUUGGCAUUUUCUGAUUUGUAAUAAUAAAUUAUACCAGUGUAAGCUUUGUUGUGGAAUUUUAUGUAUACAUGUAUUUUUAGAGUGAACAACUUCAUUAUAAUAAAUAUGAGCAUUACAAAUGGAAUAAUGCUCACAAAUGAUAAAGAGCUAACUUGACAGUGAUUUAAAAAUAAAAAUGGCUAGUUCCAGUGAAAUGUUUCCAUUUGUUUGGACAUGUUUAUAUUUCUUAUGGAUACAUUCUAUGUCCAUUGAUUUACUUGUAAUUUUGCGUGAAAAGAUAAGUUUAAAGAUGAAAAAAAAAAUGGGCAGAAAUUCACAGAUAUGGAAUGCAGAGAUAGUCUUCUUUUUUUUUGCAUACUGCAGCAAAAAUCCUCCUGACAGUGGGAUUAUAUUGUAUCACCAGCAAUGUCUUGUUUACCAAUAUGUAAUAGUUCCAUAUUAACUUACACCAAUAUUUAAAGGGGACUUUUAUUUUAUUUGAAGAAAAUCAAAAGGUUUAUUUUUCUUACUGAAAUGUAUUUUAUAAGGAAGAUAUGCUAUGCACAGUGUGAUUGCAUUCAUUCCAACAAAAUAUUUCAUUUCUCAUUAGAAGCUAAGGUUUAUGUGUCUUUUUAUUUCCUUAAUUUACAAAGAAUUGUUGAAUUGAAUUAUCAAUAUUUAUUGUUUAAGUCCUGAUGUAUCCUUGAAGAUGUUUAUAUUUAACAAUAAAAGGUUACUAUCUUCCAAGUUGUUGUGUGUGCAUCAUGUACUUAGAAAAAAAACAGGUUAUUAUAUUUAAACCCUCUUAAUUUAACACAGUUGAAAUUGUUAAUUUAUAUAUCUAUUCAUCUUUAUUGAGUAUGUUAUCAUCAAUGCGAAAAUAUACCUCUUGAACAGUUACAAAAGAAACUUUGAUUGAUAUUUCCAUAUUCUAUUUGUUGGAUUUAAUGCUAAUUACAUUUGAAUUUUAAAGCAUGUUAUAUUGGAUGACAAUGUAAAUAAAUGAUCUCCAUAAGCA